Magallana angulata is the source of this 1045-nucleotide messenger RNA. RefSeq names its product homocysteine S-methyltransferase YbgG-like. The record is from RefSeq and is a predicted model, not a curated record. Lineage: Eukaryota; Metazoa; Mollusca; Bivalvia; Ostreida; Ostreidae. The transcript is spliced from 7 exons. Gene Ontology annotation, molecular function: S-adenosylmethionine-homocysteine S-methyltransferase activity; zinc ion binding. Gene Ontology annotation, biological process: S-methylmethionine cycle. Bases 70 to 981 code for a protein of 303 amino acids.
CACUAUCUAAAAAUAAAUCAGUUGAAUUGUCUCCCUUGAUAAAACCGAAACUAAAAAAAAAUAGGAGAAAUGCAAGAUUUUAGAAUACUUGACGGUGGUGCUGGAUCAGAAUUGCAAGAUUUAGGAUUCCAUGUAAAUGAAGAUCCACUGUGGUCGGCAAGACUUUUACAUACAAACCCAAACGCUAUAAAACAGCUGCACAAAAGUUUCUUGGAAGCCGGCGCGGACAUUUUGGUAACGGUCACUUACCAGGCUACAGUGGAAGGUUUCCGGAAGUACCUACAGCUGACCACGGAGAGAGCCGUGAAUCUCAUCAAACUGGGGGUGAGACUGGCCAGGGAGGCGUGUCGGGAGGUGCCGGGAACAGGUAAAGAAAGGUUGGUGGCGGGGUCUGUGGGUCCCUAUGGGGUUUUCCUACACGAUGGAUCCGAGUACUCCGGAAGUUACGUAGACAACAUGUCCAAUGAGGAGUUGAUGGACUGGCACCGACCCCAGGUGGCGGCCUUGGUGGAGGCGGGAGUGGACAUGUUGGCCGUGGAGACCAUCCCGUCCCUGAAGGAGGCUGAGGCAAUACUUAGGCUUCUAAAAGAGUUCCCUGCAGCAAAGGCCUACGUCACAUUCUCUUGCAAGGACGGAAGGAAUUUAUGCCAUGGUGAGGAAUUUUCCGAUGCCAUACAGAAAGUGAUGACGUCAGAUCAGGUGAUUGCUUCUGGUCUCAACUGUACUCACCCUAGUCAUGUAUCGGAACUCCUCGACAGUCUCCGUCCUUUGCAACUUACAAAGCCAAUUAUUGUAAAACCCAACAGUGGCGAGGACUGGGAAUCUGGAGUAGGUUGGUUUGGAAGGGGAGAGGAUUCACCACUAGAGAAUCACGUUUCUGAUUGGAUCAAGAGAGGAGCCACUUGGAUUGGGGGAUGUUGCAGAAUCAAACCACGUGAUAUCAAGAGUUUAGGAGAAGAAAUUAAGAAAAUUAAUAGAUAGGGUGUAAAAUUGCAUGCAUAUUAUGAAAGCGCCCAAUGUGUUCUAUUUUAUUAACAUUUACGUA